AUGCAUCUACCGCACGGGAUUGCAAGGGUUUCAACGCCGUCACACCACGGCAGUCAAAGGCGGCGCGCAAGAUCGGCGUAUUCUUUCACACGGAGUUUGUUGGCCGACACAAUCACCAGCAAUGAUGCCACGAUUAGUCCUCCACUAGCAGCCACCGCGUACCCCUGGCGGAAUGCCGUACCGGGAAAAUGCAUUUUGAAAACACCCAGAGCUCGUGAUUCCUCAUCGAUUUUUGUAGUUGCGGCGGCAGCGGCCGAGGGUCAUUGUCGGCGUGUGCACUUUGAUGAGGAAUCUAUUGUGACGAAGGGUAUCAAUGGCGGGGUGCUUGACAGGGACGACGCACUUGGCGUAUCGCUACCAAUUUCAGGCAUAAAUGCACCCGAGAAGUCACUGAAUGCGUCAGUGGCAGAGGAGGUGCCAUACACCGUGGCGUGGGGUGAGGACUCCGAAUGGUUCAACGAGUUGUUUGGUUUAAAGGCGCCACCGUCACGCGGAGGCAAGAGGAAUGUUGGCCCACUAAUUGAAGGGGAUCUAACCCUCCACUCAAACACGAAAGAAGAUCCGGCGCGCUGCACGCGGUUUGUAGGGCAUCGUGCAAUCAUCUCCCUUUCGCAUGCGAUGCCCAACACGCCGCUGGGCGGAGCGUCGUGGGGCAACACAUCAAAUUUUACAGAUUCUGCAGGGAGUGCAGUCCACGUGUCAUCCAGUCGUAGUAGGCCCCGCAUCAACGCAGUCCGGCGAGUGCCGGAGGAUCAUGCUCAUGCACGCGCUGCUGUGGGUAGAGGUGGUGAGUCCAAUCGUUUUGUCACGCCCCCGAGGUUGCGUCUUGCCCCCAAAGUGUCUUCGACAAAAAAUUGUUUUUGGGAUCGUCCAAAAUCACUCGGCGUGGAAUGGAAAUCGGAGCGGCAAGUAAUUCCGCCCCAACGGCGCUUGUGCAACUUCACGGCACCCCGGUUGUGCUUCGUCAACUUUGGUAGAGAUGGAGGGAAACAUGAAAGACGUAGGCGUGGGGAGUGGUUAAUUCCUACAAACAUACACGCAUAA
Trypanosoma cruzi is the source of this 1044-nucleotide messenger RNA. RefSeq lists its product as uncharacterized. Lineage: Eukaryota; Euglenozoa; Kinetoplastea; Trypanosomatida; Trypanosomatidae. Bases 1 to 1044 code for a protein of 347 amino acids. The record is from RefSeq and is a predicted model, not a curated record. The transcript has a single exon.